UUCCGAACUUCCUGUAUGGAAGCGUGUUUGAUUGCGCUCAGUGGUUUAUCGUCUGUCUUCUUCACGCGCUUCAGGCAGCGAGAGGCCUGGGAUGAGAAGAUGCUGCGCAGGAAGCCCACGCGCCUGGAGCUGAAGCUGGACGACACUGAGGAGUUUGAAAGCGUCAAGAAAGAGCUGGAGAGUCGAAAGAAACAGAGGGAUGAGGUGGAUGUAGUUGGUGUGGCCACAUCCAGCGAGAUGAGCGGCGCAUCAGGUGGCGGCACGGACGGGAAGACCAGGGAGCAGAUGAUCCACGAGCGAAUCGGUUACAAACCCCUCCCAAAGCCUAACACCUUACCCUCGCUUUUUGGGAACCUUCAGUUUUGAAAAUGUGCAAACAUGAGAAAAUGCACUACAAGGUCUUAAGAAUCCGAACAUACAUAGGAUUUAAUAAUGCACGACCUGAAAGACUUUGGUUAACUGUGUUUGUGAUAACUGAUUUACAGAGGACUAUUUUUCUACUCGAGUUAAUAAAAUCUUGUUAGUUGGAUGUGGAAAA
Messenger RNA from Carassius auratus (goldfish), 538 nucleotides. RefSeq names its product anaphase-promoting complex subunit CDC26-like. The record is from RefSeq and is a predicted model, not a curated record. Gene Ontology annotation, biological process: protein K11-linked ubiquitination; anaphase-promoting complex-dependent catabolic process; regulation of mitotic cell cycle. Lineage: Eukaryota; Metazoa; Chordata; Actinopteri; Cypriniformes; Cyprinidae. The coding region runs from base 16 to 366 and encodes 116 amino acids. The transcript has 3 exons. Gene Ontology annotation, cellular component: anaphase-promoting complex.